Tarenaya hassleriana is the source of this 1832-nucleotide messenger RNA. RefSeq names its product protein ROOT INITIATION DEFECTIVE 3. Bases 326 to 1651 code for a protein of 441 amino acids. Gene Ontology annotation, molecular function: protein binding. Lineage: Eukaryota; Viridiplantae; Streptophyta; Magnoliopsida; Brassicales; Cleomaceae. Gene Ontology annotation, cellular component: nuclear pre-replicative complex. The transcript is spliced from 9 exons. The record is from RefSeq and is a predicted model, not a curated record. Gene Ontology annotation, biological process: rRNA processing; DNA-templated DNA replication.
AGAGAGUUAGGGUUUGGGGUUUCUGAACUCAUCUCCUUUGCUUUAAAAAUAAACUUACCCUUUUAGCCAACAACAUGGACGGCUAGCUCUCGUCCCUCUCUGCCUGCCUAGCCUCCUAUCGUCGUCUCCUGGUCGCCGCCGACGGUGAUUUUGCUCGAGCUCGACCCUGACUCGCCUCCAGCCUCCUUCGCCGCCUGUCUUGCCGCGAGCUCGACCCUGCGUCGUCUCCUUCGCCGCCUUUCUGUGAUUUUUCUCCAGACUCGAUCCUGCCUUGCCUCGAGAUCGACCGUGCUACACCCUCUCCGUCUCUUGUGCGUUAAGGUCAAUGGAAGUUUUGGUCGUGGCUUCAUCGUCAAUCGAUGGCGGAAUCGGAUGUUGGGAUCUGAGAACCGGAAAGGAGCAGCUACGCUACAAGUCCUGUGCGUCGCCAGCGCACGGUCUCACUGCCGUCGGCCAAAGUUUCCUUGCCGCCUCUCAGCUCCGCAACGCCUCUGCUUCCUCCGGCUCCGUUUUCUACUGGUAUUGGACUAAGCCUCAAGUGGAAGUUAAGAGCUUUCCGGUGGAGGCAAUAAAGCCUCUUGCCGCAAACAGUGGAGGAACUUACAUCGUUGGUGGUGGAUCCUCCGGGGAUAUUUAUCUUUGGGAGGUUGCGACUGGAAAGUUGCUUAAGAAGUGGCACGGGCACUACCGUUCGGUUACGCGCUUGGUGUUCUCAGAAGAUGACUCUCUUUUAGUUUCAGGGUCUCAGGAUGGGAGUGUCAGAGUCUGGUCUCUGUUAAGGCUAUUUGAUGAUUUCCAUAGGCAGCAAGGGAACCAUCUAUACGAACACAGUUUUAAUGAACAUACAAUGCCUGUAACCGAUGUUGUUAUGGACUAUGGUGGCUGCAAUGCAAUCAUGGUCUCUGCUUCAGAAGAUCGGACUUGCAAGGUUUGGAGCCUGUCGAAGGGUAUGUUGUUGAGAAAUAUUGUCUUUCCUUCAACCAUUAAUGCACUUGCAUUGGAUCCUGGUGGGACUUUGUUCUAUGCUGGUGGCAAAGAUGGGAAGAUUUAUAUCGGUGCACUUAACGCCAAAAGUGACUAUGGAACACAGACUCUUGGUUCAGUAUCCGAACAGAGCAAGGCCGUGACUUGCUUGGCAUAUUGCGCAGAAGGAAACCUCCUACUUUCUGGAUCAGAAGAUGGCUUGGUUCAUGUUUGGGACCCCAAAACGUGUGAUAUCGUCCGUGCUUUCAGCCAUGCAAAAGGUCCUGUGAACAAUGUUCAAAUAGUUAGAAGACCGGUUGCAGCCAAUCCCUAUAGUUCUAACAAAAUGCAAUCUUCAUGGAAAAGACAUGGAUCAUCGUUACCGCCUCCGUUAGAAAAAUAUGAAACUUCAAGAGAAGAAAUGACGGAUGAUACGGUUAUGGUUGAUCUGCCAGCUCCUGAUGUUCCUGUUUUCACUACAUACUGCAGCUCUCACACAAUCAACAAUCAAGUAAAAGAAUUUCAGCAACAAGGCUCUGCAGCAACUGAAAUUGAGAUGGAGAGAAUGAGACAUGAACUCAAGAAAUCAUCACAGAUGAUCCAUCAGUGGCAGAAGACGUACGAGAACUUGCAUCAGUUAUGCGUUACAGAGCUUCUGGGAGAUCAGCAAACCGACUGUUCCCGUUGAAGCUCUGUUCUUCAGUUGGAAGUAUAAGCAGAUUUGAUGGUUCGUAGGGAUUCCUCCAAGUCAUCACAAAGCCGAUGAGGAUCGGUUAUGACCGUUGAAUCAACUGUCAGAGACAUUGUCAUCUUGUUCAUGUAACUCUGGAAGUGCAUCGUCAAUGCCUGAAGAACCAUCCGAAAAUCAC